AUGAUAAAAUGGGUACUGAUCGUCAGCUUGGGGUGCUGCGCGCUGAUGUACAGCGCCAGCUCGUCGCCCAUCGCUAGCAGCAGUACGACAGCCGAACCGGAAAAGAACGAGCAGUCGGGAGCGUCAGCCGCCGUCGCCGAGGCGUCCGAAAAGUUGGUGGCCACGUCGCCGGACAGCGGCCGGCAGUCGGCCGAGGUUUCGGCCUCGCAACCGGCCGCCGUGUUCGAACCCGAGGCCGCUCCGGCAGCUCCGUCCGCCCCGGUGCCGGUAGCCCCGUCGUCGUCCACCGACGAUGACGACGACGACGACGACGACGACGACGACGAUGACGUCGACCUGGACAUUACCGGGGACGACGACGAUGACGACGACGACGACGACGACGACGACGACGACGACGACGACGAGGAGGACGACGAGGAGAGUGACCCCGCCCCGGCGGCCAGCGCCAAUUCGGUAGCCGGCGAGCCGGCCGGCACCGCGUCCGGCGCGAACGCUGCCGCCGCACCGGCGGCGACGUCAUCGUCGUCGAACGACGAUGACGACGACGACGACGAAGACGAGGACGACGAUUACUUCGACCGUUUCUUCGAAGACAUCCUCGGAGGUCAGUGCACAAAAUAUCGUUACGAUAACGCAAUAACAUAAUAAAAUACAUCGUUAUCGUUAUUUUUAGUACGCUUUCGUCAGCCGCACGUUAGGCGUUUCGUUCGAGUUCUUUUCGCACGCAUGCACGGGGAUAGAAAGCUUAUUUUUGGUGUUUUUUUCCCGAAUUUUUCCGCCGACCGGCUACGGUUUAUCAUCGCGGGGAAAACGCGUAACGCGAGUAGAAAUCCGACGACGUCCGUCGGCGUCGAGCCGUUAACCUAACCGUCCGAAAUCGCGUCGCGCGCUCCAACCGAACAGCCGCAUUAUCGUCCGCUUCGCGUCUCGCCCGAAACCGCAUCGCUCCGCGGGAUCGCUGUCGAGCGACACCGUGUUAUGGUUAUUGUAAAUAACGAUAACACGGUCCGUUCGCGGUUUUCGCGGGACGUCGGAUUGAACGACGGUUGACAAUAACGUUACGACGGACACACUGUCGCGCCACCGUUCGCUAUCGUCACCGUAGCGACUGUCGCGGAACAACCGCGCCGCCCCGCCGGACCCCGCGACCGCGCGAGACGAUAACGCCCGCGUCCCGUUUCCGUUUCCGUGGAUUUCCCGACGUUUUAACGUUUUCGCGCGCGUCCCCGGGAGACGGCCGCGCUCGCGUGUACAGUUGUUGGCGACGUUUUUUUUUUUUCCCGUAAAACGUGCAUAAGAACGCCGCCGCGUUUUCACCGCCAACGACAAUAGCCGCUGCCUGGUUUUUAUCAUUUUAUACGGCGAACGGAGAUCGGAUCCGGUCUUUUCCCGCAGUUCGCCCGCGAUUAAACCGUUAAAACGCGCAACCGAAAUCUGCGUCGAAAGUAAACCGGCGGGACGGGGGGAGCGCGAGAGGAACGGACAAACGAAAUUUCUCCUUUCUCGAGUCGCGCGCUCCCUCCGCGGACGAAAAAAAAAAAAAAUAAAACCAUAAACCAAAUAAAUAACCCGUCACUUCCCGUAAUUUCCACGGUCACGGGCCGUCCGGUAACCAGAACCGCAUCCGCGCACGAGCGUCUUUCUCGCGCCGAACUCGCAACGUGAUGGGAAAAAAAAAAAAAUAAUAAUAAUAAUAAAUCCACGCGUCUUGCCCGCGAACGAUACGCGCCCGCGAGGAUCGUUGCCGGUGUUAUCCGCGUGUGUUUUGCGUUUUAUUGUUAUUUCGUUCGCUGCUUUUUUUUUUUUCUUCUCCCGUUAUUAUUUUCCAUUUCAUUCUUGCUCUUCCGCUUCUGCUUCCCCGUCGCUCCGACGGGGCCGCCCGCUCGCUUUGCACGUCCGAUAACGGCGACUCCGCCGCGAACAAUGAUAUUAUAAAUAUUCAUAAUAACAACAACAAUAAUACACUGGAUCGUUGACACCGGGCACCGUCGGUGCCUGUACCUCGUAUCACAUUGUUAUCACAAAAGCACUGCGCAUAAUAACGACAGCGGUUAACGCACGGGCGCGCGGUAACGCUAUUCGAGUACCCGUGGGUACCGGUGUUACCGCAACGAAUCGCAAAAACUGCCGCUGCGAACGACGCGAAACCGUAAAACACGUAUGAACAACAUCACGACAAUAUUUAUUCUCAAAUGGUUUUUGUGUAGUGUCGCCGUUCUAUUGAACACGUUGUCUGCUUUCGACCGUCGCGCACGCUUGUUUCGCAACGACACCGGUCGCCAGACCGCGGCUUUUCGCCGCCGUUUUCGCGUUCGCGGUAACGUCGAAACCGUCGAAACAGUUACCGUAACCCCGUCGACGCGGUUCCCGCGGAAAUUCGUGUCCCGGAUGAUCGUGUUGACCGCGGUACCGGCAGAGCGUGGCGUCGCAAACAACCGGCGGACGCCCGCGGGUCAGUCGACGUCGUGGGUUUCCACGACGCGAAAACAUUUUCGUCCGAUAGCUUCCCGCCGCAGCGGCGGGCGUCGGUAAAUUCGCCCCGGAAUUUCGGGGGGGGGGGGGGGGGGGGGGGGGUUGAGGACGCGCGAUCGCCGGUAUGACACAGUCGCCACGAACCCAUUUCGACGGGUGUACGGGAUACGGGCGGGAACGAUUUUUCAACGAGAACCCGCCCUACCUCUACCCGUACCGCGGGACGCCCAGCCGGCAGAUAACGACGCCGGGACGCGAAUAAUUUUUCGUAAUUUUUCUCUUUCAUUUUUUCGUCCACCGGUUCAAACGGCCUUUUCGUACGCAUUUCCGUAUACCGUAUCGAUUCUGCGGGAUCGAAUUUUUUUUUUUUUUUCUUUAUUUCGUUUUUCCCGCCAUUGUGCGGGCCUAGGGGUUUGGGGCGGACGCGUAUGUAGCAUGUCGCACGCAAAUUAUAUGAAUACCUACAGGCAUCUUGGAAUUUAUGACACGAGCGUAAUUUUGGCAUUGUGUGUCUGUUUGUUUUUUUUAGGUUGAUCGAACCCGAUCGACCGCGGGACACUAACAAUUAUACAGAAACAUAACAUCAAGAAACGACAAUAUUUUACACACAUAAAAAAUAAAUCUAUGUGUGCGCCCUAUACGUACACUUGUAUAUUGACAUUGUGAAAAACGACAUCGUGAAACUCAUCUCACUACUCUUAACGGACUCGAUUAUACACAAAAAAAAAAAAAAAAAAAACGAAACUUAUUUAUUUAUUUAUUUAUUUAUUUAUUUAUUAAUAAUUUAUUUUAGUUUUAAUAGAGAAUAUUCGACAUUAUUUCAACGCUAUAUUAAUAUAAUACACGUAUUAUUUUUAUUUUUUUUUUUUUUUCUUACGCACAUAUUAUUUAUUUCUAUGUACUAAGUAUAUAUAUACACCUAUAUACUUUAUAAUAUAAUAAAUAUUUAUUUACGACAAUUUGUUACCAAACCCGAACAAUAAUUCCACUCGAAUGACGAAUCCGUAAUAUUGAAUAUUAUAAUGUGUCGUCCCGAUACAACGGUCCGAAAAUGAAAAAAAAAAAAUAAACAUUUAUUAUAUGUAAAUUCGUGUUCAAUAUAGCGUAAGAUUUUAUUAUAAUAAUAUAUUAUUAUCAUAUUGAGUGUCAUAUAUAUAUAUAUAUAUAUACAUAACGAAUUAUUAUUAUUAUUAUUAUUAAUGUUUUUUUUUUUAUCAAAAAGUAUAAGAAAAAAAAAAAAAAACAUGGCUGUGAUAGCAAAAUAUUUCAGCAAAAAAUAAACAGAUUUUUGAAUACGUUGAAACGAUGAUAUUUUUUUAUAAUUUUUUUCUACGACAAUUCCCAUACACUGUCCGCAAAAAUAUUAUUACGUACAUGUAUAGUAUUAUUUUUUUUCUCCCGUGGUACGUUUAUAUAUGAUUAUUAUAAACAUAAAAAAAAAAAAAAAAAAAAAACAAACGAAAACCGGUGAAGGUAUACCCAAAACACAUUCACACAUACAUAAUACACACGAGUACAAAAUUGUUUUACGUAACGCUUAACUGUGCGUGGUGAUUUUGGUAUACGCGGACGAUGGUGGUGAAGUGUGCUGGACCGCAGGAAGCCCUUGUACCUGCGAUCUAAAGUCUUGUAUCUUAUAAAGCGUUUCCUGUCCGCGCGCUAACUCGAAGCAGAACUUCAACGCCCCCGCUCUAAGUAAAUAUGACGUUACAUACAUCGUGUACACUACUGGCCACUGGUGUCUUGCGGCAGUGGCGGCGCGAACCCCCGCGGUCCCCGGGGCACAAAGCGUACGCUGUUUUCCGGCGUCCCCUCUCUAUUCCGCCCCGGAGCUGCGCGUGUUAUGAUUAUUUAGAUUUUUCUCGAUAAUUAUAUCACGCGACGCGCGGUCCGUCCGCGGAGCGAUAACCGCCACGGAUUUCUCGUCCCGCAGCCACUGUCCCGAGUGACCAGCGCAGACGGACCCGUAUCGCUUGCGAAAACCCGACGGUCACGUUAAGCGGGCGUAACCGUGCGACAACCGCGACAUUCGCUACCGGCGAGUGCGGUUUACGUCGUUUUUUUUUUUUUUUUAAAUAAUUAUUACUACUGCAGCCACGUAUACGGAGAUUCGGUCGGAAAUCACAGGCGCGCGCCUCGAUAAACUUCACGAAGUUUACACGCGCGCGCCGAGUAGGCGAGAAGUACGGGUUUGUCCUGGUGGUCGUGUGCGAAUCGCUUUUUUUCUUUUCUUUUUUUUUUUUUUUUUUUUUUUUUUUUUUUUUAUCCAUAGCAUUAUUGUGUACAGAUUAUAUUACGAUAUGUGAUUUAUCCAUGGUAAACAUACCGGGACGGGUCAGGUUAGGUUAGGUGAGGAAAGGAUAUGACCUGACCCAACCUAAUCUCUUCCGUGACGAUAUAAUUUACACGUGUCCGUUGUUAUUGUUGUUGUUGAAACGUGCAGACGAAGAGGAAGAGGACGAAACAUCGUCGCUGAGCACGCUGGUGUUCGGCGCGUCGGCCACGACGGCAGCGACGCCGGCACCGGCGCAGGGCCUGUCCGUACCGUCGGCGGUUGACGACACGUCGGACUACGGGUCGGCCAACGAAGCAGGCGCGGGGGGCGAACAGUCGGCCAAUGUCAACUACGACGACAGCGCGGACGACGCGUCGUCUUCGUCCGCGUACGCGGACCCGGCCGACGGGCCGCACACCGUCACGCUCCUGUCGCCCGUGCCCAACGACGACGAGCUGGCCGACGGUAACGCGGCCGCGUCCGCCCCGUCGUCCGUCCAGGCGGUCGAGUCCAACAGCAUCGCCGCAGCCGCACCGCCAGCCGCCUCGAACCCGCCGGCCAACGCUAGCGACGACGACGACGACGACGACGAUGACGACGACGACGACGACGACGACGACGACGACGCUUCGUCCGCGAUUUCGGGAGCCGGCGCCGGCGGCGAUAGCGACGACGACGACGACGACGACGACGAUGACGACGACGACGACGAUUCCGCCGAAACGAGGACCGCGGCCAGGAGCCGAGCGCGUGAGUGCAUAAAAACAUACGGUAUGACGGGUAACGUCACUCGGGCCGCCCCCGUAACGUUUGUUAUCGUAACGAUAUCGUUUACACGUUUAAGAACGUAUUUUAAUUCGGUCCUCGAGACCGCAGCCGAUUACGCGGCCGUCGAAACCGGGGAGUAUGGGAAAUUGUCGGACACACUUUGCACCGUAGGUAGGGUUACUGUUUGACGGCGUGGGAUAUUAUAGGGGGCGCUGACGUUACGUUCGAUGUCGCACUGCCGUAAGCGGCGGUGUACCGUCGAAUAGCGACGUGACGAUUGAGAGUAGCCCGCGAAGCCGACGGACUCCUGAGGGAAAACCCCUCGGGUCCGAGUCCCGCGUACGGAAUUCGAAACUUGAAAAUCCGAAACAGAAAAACCGUUCACCGCUCUGUAUGCGCGUGCCGGCAGAUAUCCUAAAGCGAAAAGACCGAAUGCGGUUACGGUGGCGCGCCGUUCUCGCGGCGCGCCGCCUGUUCGGACAGCCGAACCGGCCCGCGAACACGGUACACGACGAAAACGUUUGAUUUUCGCCAGACACGACGGCGCGUCGUCGGCGGGGAUCUGAUCCGAAACGCAAACGUAUCGAAACGGGGCACGGGUAGCCGACCGCCGCGAGCCGUUCGCCCGUGUACGGCAACGUUUAACGCUCUAACGCGAUAACGCUAAUAUCGUUAAAUGGAUAAACCCCCCCCCCCCCCCNCCCCCCCCCGUCUCGGGUCUUGACAGUCGGUAAGUCGCUAUACAUCGUAAGUGCUUUUAUUAUGCGUUCGGGAAUAAUCAACGGGAGGGGAUGUAACGAAUACGAACCGUGAAAAAAUAGUAAAACCGUCGUCUCUACCGAAACCCGACUAUGGGAAUCGGUAAUUUAAAAUCCGGAUCCUGAAAAAAAAAGCCGAUUUCUAAUCAAUACACCGAGCUUGUUCUCGGAAAUCGGCCGAAAUUCACGAGUUUCGAUACUAGAACACUCGCAUUUCGUUGCAUGCCCAUUCAAGCCAACGGAGCGGGGAGGGCGUAACGCCUGACCUCUCCUACCCCCCCCCCCCCGGGCACGCCACCGGUUCUAUCGUGAGUAUACGGCGGCGGCCGUACACACGGGAUAUUUAAUUAAAACCGCCGGCGUACCGUGCGUGCGCAACGUAAACGUCCGACAACACGCGCCGCGAACGGCCGUCUUUUACAAAUGAUAGUCGUCGUUCGGUGUCUGCGUUCUGAAACGACGACGGUCCGAACGGGGGGCUUACCCCGACCCCGAGUUUCGGUGUGUGCCCGCGACUCGACCGGUCGCCCGCGCCUCGCCGCCGCGGUGGUCCCCGGGAAGCUCGCGCGGCGAUUGAUCGUCGGCCGUUAACGCGCGCGUGUGCUGACGCCCGCGCCGCGAGCGAAAUAAUUAAUCGCGCGGGUGCGGGCGUGUGGGUGCACGCGCGCGGCCGGGCGCGAGAACCGUUCGUCCCGUUUCGACGGCACGUGCGUUUUCGCGAAACGGGACGCCCGUGCAACCGCACCAAACUGAACGUCCGGAUUGCCGUUCGCGAACACGCACGCCGUAAUAGCAACGUUAUUACGCUCGCGUCCGAAAACGUGCGCGCGCGCGCGCGCCGUCCCGGUGUAACAUCGCGGGUAGCCGACGCGAUAACAAUAGCGCACGCGACGACAAUGCAAAUUAUUCGUUUCGGUGGCGGACGCAUUUUUCUCGCGAUAUCGGUCGUCGAUACCGUCGCCCGCGAAAUGCCCGGGCGCUCGUAGCGCCCGGGGCUCGCGGUUGUCCUAGAAAAUCGCGUUUACGUUCCGGGCACUACGUUCGUUUUCGCCAUCGUUUCCGCGGACGCUUUGCGCCACAAUGCGGCGCGCGCGUUCGCGGGGCUGUCGCUCGGUCGGGGGCCUCGCUUCCCCGCUCCCCCGCUCCCCCCCCUCCGUUACUGUUAAUAUUAACGUCCGCCGUUCGUCAGGCGUCGUCGCGGUUCGGGACGCGUAAAUCGAAACGGAUCCUCGGACGUAAAGUCGCGAUGUACGCGUUUCUCGUUCCGCGGCGCGGGUAGAACCGUUACGAGUAUCGCGCGCGCGCGCGUUAUAACCAGUAUUUCGGAAACCGCCCGAAAUAACUGCGCGUGCUAAAAAAAAAUCAGAAAAAACCGUUGUUACUGCACACGAGUUACGUACACGCACGAUAACAUUACCACAUCUCAUUAUCGUGCCAUAAUAAUGUGUACCGCGGGCGGCACCUCACGAUCAUAAUUAUUGUGAAUUAACGGAUUCUCGAAAUAACCUGUCCCGUCCGGUCGGUCCGUCCGCGAUCGUUUAACCGCGGCACGGCGUCAAUCGCGUGUCCGCUCAAUGAAAAAAUCCGACACCGGAAUUCUCGCAUUUCUACUCGCGAAACCCGGAUUUUUCCGUCCACGUACACACGCACGGCGGUGAAUAUCGUGGACAAAGACGUGCCCGUAUCAUCUAAUAUUCUAUGCAAUAUUUAUGGGACGGCCCAACGGCGAAUGUAUCCCAGUUUCGGGGAUAGGUGUGGGGGUGGGGCGAAUUUUAAAUCCGCGACGGCAACGGGAUAGUUGUAUCCCGUCUUUCGAGUAUCGUCGUGUCGUGGGUGCGAUAUAGCGGCGGCGAAAACCCCGAGGGGAAGAUCGAUCGGCGGAUCGCUCCUCCCUGCCGGGGCAAUCGGAAUUCCGAUGCGAGUGCCCGCUCAUUAGUUAAAAUUCCACCGCGACUCCUUUGGAAAUCCCGUCUGUCCGUCCGUUUUCGACACAACCCGUGGUAACAUGUUUCUCUUCGCGCUAUACGAUUUUGUCCAAAACCGGUGUCGUACAACACACACACACCGUCGUAGUGUGUUUUACGUUUUUUUUUUUUGGAAAACCGUCGAGAAUCCAGAAUAAUCUGUUUACGACGGGUGAGGUGUACGUACACUGUAUGUGAGAGUUUUCAGAACGUUUUCGCCAACAGAACCUAAACUUGUGCGCGCGUGUAUUUCGUUUUCUCUAUCGAAGAUGACAAUAAUUGAAUUGCCUCUAAAAUAAUUUAUCUAUCGAUACAUUUUUGCACGCACUAGUUUUACAACGUGUUUCGAGUUUUUUCCUGUCCAUAAACAACUUGUCUGCCAUCGAAACACAUUUAAUUCAAUAAUGUUCGGUUUUGAAAUCGACUUGAAAACUCCGUCUAUAAAAAUGUAACUGUAUAAUUGCUAUCUAAUUAUUUGUUUUUUGUUUUCAAAAUCUAAACGAAUUCAUUAGAAAAAAAAAAAUUCGAAUAAAUUAUUAGCAUUUAAAAAUUGUAUCCUUCUUUUUUUUUCUUUUUUUAUUUUUAUCGCCAAGUGUGUUUUAUAUUUUUAUUUAGAUAUAAUUUACGCUUUUCAACGUCUUUUAUCUUUAUCUAGAUACGUUUUUUUAAUUGUAUUUCCGCCGAACACUGGCCGUUCGAUAAAAAUACACACGCGUUCGCGAUGUUUUCCACAGUCGGUACAGACCGCGGAGCGCCGGACGAAAGCCGCGCACAUUGAAUAAAUUUGAUUAUUAUUGCGCUUGAACCGUGUACCGCCGUCGGUCGCGUUGCGGUCGGAUUAAAAAAAUAAUAAUAAUCCGGCGCGCUUUCACGGCGAGACUCCGGCAAUAGAUUUUAUCCGAUAUUCGGGCAUGGCCGUGGUACGCCGAGUUGUCCAUAACCUAACCUAUACCGCGGACGAUCCGGCCCGCCGCCGCGGAGAGAGGUGGACACAAACAAAUAGAGAGAGAGAGAGAGAGAGAGUGAGUGAGUGAGAGAGUCACGUCGCGGCAGCGGCGAUUUAAUAAUAAUAAUAAUAUAUCCGUCUGCAUAAUUAACCGUACGGUCCCCGCGCGCGCCCUCCCCUCGUACCCCGCCGCCACCCCCCCCCCCGAUCGCGCCCGUCCCACGGUAUUCCGGAAACCUACAUCCGGAUCUCGCGUACGUGUCCUUUGGCGCGCCCCCGCCCGGCUCCGCCGACCGCCGCGGUCACCGUAGCCGCCAAACGGGUUCAAGGAUGUGACCCCGAUACGGGUCGCGGCCACGUAAGUAUAAUAACAAAUACGUGUCGACCACGUGGGCGUGCCACAGUGACCGCCGACGGACGUCGGGAUCCUGUGCAACGCCCGUAGAAAGCAACCGGAAUCCUAUUAAUGGUGGCCGCGCGGCGUCCCACGAAAAUCGUUUCUCCAGAAAACUGGUACUUUCUAAACGACCGGCAGCGGCGGCGGCAGCCGGCGCCUCCGGGGAAAUUUCUCUCCGUACCGCUAUGAUGCAAUUAGUGACUUUUUCUAUUUUACUUUUAACGCCGCUCGUACGCCACUUAUACGCGUAUUUACAUUUUUUACCGGAGUUUUUAAUAGCUUCAAAACACUUUUUAUACAUAUUUUUUUUUUUUUUAAUAGCUACCUACCGGUUUUUAUCUAUUAGAUUAUAGCGACCUCGACGAAUAUAUUAAUAUAAUUGUCCGACGAAAUCGACCUUUAUUAUUUUUUUGUUCGUAAAAUCGGAUUUACGAUCGUCAAUUUUUUUUAUUUUAAUUUUUUUGUACCUACGUUAUAAAAUUUACGUUUACUAGUGCGCGUCAUAAACGUCGAAUAAUUUUAUUACCCGCGUAAAUCGAAAAGGAAAAAAAAAAACUAUAGCGCAGGACGAGACAUUAGACGGCGUUAAUACAACGAUAAUAAUAUAAUUAUUCCAAUUACUCAAUGGAGGGACGAAAUAUGUUAAUUUAUCGGAUAAUUGAAAAGGUAAAUUGAAUCAGUCGUUUCGAAAAUGCCAUUUCUCCAUACUUUUUCAAAACCGGUUUUAUGCGAUAGAUGUGUUUAACGAAUAAUAACGCAUACUUCCGAUAUCUCCGACAAUUCGUUAUGGUCUAAAUUUAAUGGGUGCGCUCGAAAAGGCCAUUAACUCCAAAAUAUUAUUAUCAGUAAUAUUAUUCGAUGACAUUGUAUGAUCAACUGGUUUAUUGUCCAGCAGUUGUUGACAACAGUAAAUUAUUAUCUGUUAUCAAAUUAAAAUGUAUAAUUUGAUCGUAAACCCAAUUUUCGCUAUCAUUUUCUUACUUUUAUUGUUAAUAAUUCUAAACGUUUUUAUACGCUUCCUGAACAUUUUCAUUUUACGGAGAAAUGGUCUUUUCGAAAUGACCAAUUCAAAUUAUGGUAUUAGAUAAAUCGGUUUAAAUAAACGAAUAUCCAAAUGAUAAAUUAAUUGAAAUUUAAAUCUGCUCGUUUUCUAUCAGUUAUUCAUUUAAAAUAUUUACGUAGAGGUAUAUUAAAACAUUUUAAAAUUAAUAACCGAUUCAUUGAAAUUAAUUAAAAUAUUCAUUAUAUUAUAAUCAAAAGAGUUCGGAUGUUGUAACCAGAGGGGUAUAACGGGAUUUUGCGCCCCUUUAUCGAAAACUCAACACUGAUGACGUCAUAUAAAAACAUAUUAUGCGUAUUUUUUUUUUUUUAUUUAAAGUACGAGUUGGUUCAAUGUAUAUCAGAAAUAUAUCCGGCUAUACAACUUGUGGCUUCAUAACACAUUAAACGAAUCAAAUAAACGACCUGAACGAAACCGUGUUUAUUGCUUAUAACUUGUCGUUUUUCUCCUUAAUUAUUAAUGAAACUAAAAGGAAUAUCACAAAAUGACCGCAUCGGUGCACCGACUGGACAAAAUUUGUUUUAUAGAAAAUAUACUACAGUCGAUGACCGGAGUGAUGAGAUUUCAAGUGGGAAAAUUCUGUACAGACGCGAAAAAAAAGCGCACAUAUUAUUAUAUAUACCAGAAUCUAAAAUCUAAAAUCCUAAAAAAAUUACCAAUAACAUUAUUCGUCAUAUCAUUAUUCAAUUCAAUAUCGGAAAUUAAUUGUUAUGAAUGGUACGCGUUACAGUCAGUUAAUAACGGCUAUUUGUUUGUUUUUGUUUUUAGACAUUGCAAGUAACUUUUAAUCAUUUUAAAUAUUUACGCCUACAACAUCCGAAAUCUAAACACUCUAUAAUAACACGUCGUCCAAUCUACUUUAUCGUGUACUAUUUUCCAAAGUGUUUUCCAUCAUCACAGCAACAAAUAUUCACAACCGUCCUGAGAAUGAUUGUUUGAACAUAUUGUUUUCUUUUCUUUCAAACAAUUAUUAUUUACGCUAUAACACAUGAUAACUAUGCGUACGGGAAUAUGUUCAUACGCGUAGGAAUAACAUCGUACACAGGAUGAGAAUCGUUUUUAUUUUUCUCAUAAUAUAAAAGAAAUAUAUACCUAUACUUAUUUGUAAUUUUUCUGCUCGUUCGACUUGAACGGCCGUUCGCCAGAAAUCAAAAAAAAAAAAAAAAAAACAUUCAACUACCACUACGAAAAUUGCAACGCAGUGGCGUAACGUUAUUAAAGUAGGUAAGUUUUUUUUUUCCCUACACUCGCCGAAUAUCCGACGUGAGGAUAAUAUUAUUUUGUUUCUAUUUUUAUAAAAAAAAAAAAAAUACAUAAAACAGUUUGUUUAUUGGCUGGCCGUGAAUAUAUACGUUAUACGUGCCUAUCCCACGAGUUUUUAUAUCACAGUAGACACCUAUUCCGUGAAAUAUUUCGAAAUAAUAACGACUUUGCGCGAAACGUACUUAAAUGUCAACCUACAGGGUGUCAUCGGACUACUCGACGAUCGUAGACAACGCGAGUUUUUUGCUCGUAUAUUAGUUUUCUUCUCUUCUUAUUCUUAUCGAUCUCGUCGGCCAAUUCGGACCAUACCGUUAUCAUAAUAUACUAUUGCCGUCCAUUACGUUACUCUAGUAUUUCCCUCCAUACACUCUUUUUGACUGUUUGGCCUCCACCAUCUUUUCAUCUCUCUAAACGCAGUUCUCGCAUCUUAGCAUUGGUCUUCGCAGAUGCCCAAUUCCGUCUAUGGUCUUCCUCGGUCGGCUUUUUUUUAAUCACCAACUCACGUUUUUGACCUGACAACGACCUUCUUUUCUAAUCUCUUUUACAUACUAUAUCUAGCCGUCGGAAUAGAAUUUUAAGUUCCUCGUGGUUUGUUCGUGUUAUACUUACUAGAUUAUACAUUUCUUUUUAUCGAUUUAAUUCAAAUUGUAUACUGGGUAACGAUAAAAUUAUAUAUCAUUAUACCGUACGGUAUAAUCGAAUCCGGAAACUCGCGGACAGGAAUAUUAAUACUGAAGGUAACAGAAAAAAAAAAAAACGAUUCACAGUUUCGUGACACGAAUGAUGUCACAAUCGGCGUAGCUCAACUCGAUACGCAUUGCACCAAAACGCACGUUAGUUUUAUAGGUACACACACGCAGAGCCGGGGAUCAUUAUCUCGUUUGGCCCGCAGCCCGAUGAAUUUGUCCAGGCAUUAUAAUAUUACAUCCAAGUGGGUUUCGAUCGUUCGAAAACAAAAACAUAAAAAAAAAAACCAUAGCGAUUUUCUUCGUCCUGCUCCGUAACGAUACUGUUCUUUUUGUUCGAAAUUCCUUUUCGAGUCUUAAACGACGAUUUGUCAACGCCAGGGGCGAGCGAAAAGAAAGAGAGUAAAAAAGGAUACAAGCCACUGUCUACCCUCUAUCCCCCCCCCCCUUACCCCGGGGAGCAAUUCUCGAGGUAUCCCAACGCCUAACCGUCUAAUCUGACCUGACCGUCACCGUCGUCGUUAGGCGUGGGCACUCGGAUUAUUAUUCCUCCGUCCGGCACGCCGGUACCCGAACGCGAAAUACAACGACGACGACACCGCGGGGCCGGUGUACACCGAAAACACGGGGUUGCUACUCGACCGGCGCCGGGCGACGCGUUCAUCGGCCCGGCGUAACAGACGGGUAGUGUUGCGCUAACGAGCCGGCCAUGAAUUAUUGAACAGCCGAGCGACCGAUUCGCGUACACGAUAUAAUUAUGAUUAUUACUAUUGUAUUUAAAACGCGAACGCCGUUUUAUUAUAUUACCUGUAUUAUGCGGCCGCCUGUUUGUAUUAUUUUUUAUUAUGCGGAACGUUCACGCCGCGGUCGCGUGUUCCGUCCGUCGCCGCCGUGUUCGCGCAGGAAUGCUGUUAUCGAAUAUUAAGGAGGCCAAACUAACUGGUCGCGCGCCGCCGUCUCCGGUCCGCGAGCGUACCACUUAUUAUCAUUAUCAUAUUGCUAUUAUUAUUAUUAUUAUUAUUAUUAUUAUUGGUUCGUGGCGGCCGUCCCAUUUCACGCGCACCUCGAAUACACGUUUUUAAUACACAUAUUAACAAGGCGCGUACACACCUCCGUAUACCUACAUCCAGGUCGAGCGGACGAAAAAUCUCGAUCCCUCGACAAGGCGUGUAAUGUUAUGCGCGCGCGCGCGCGUGUGUGUGUGUGUGCGUGUUCAUUUCGAAGAAAAAGACAAUAUCACAGUAUCAAUAAGAGACUCGUUAAAACAUAUUUUGCACGGAGUGUCGCAACUGCACAUGGAUGUAAAACACGGUUCACAAUCCGCAAAGGAAAUUCCAGAAGCCUUUCAGAUGUGGUUUUGGAGCCGAAUGGAAAGCAUAAAUCGAACGGAGGGAAUAAAUCAAACGAAGAGGCGAAAAGAACAGUAAAAGAAAGUGGAUUAGUACAUUAGUGGACGCGAUCAGAGCAAGGUGUAGGAAAAUGGUUGGACACCCAAAAUAGCUGCAUAAUAUAAUUAUAGUAGGUACCGAUAGAUGGUAAUAAAACUGCAAGACGUCCGCAGAAUUCCUAUGUAGGACAAAUGAAAAGAUAUGCAAGAGUCAGAACCUCUUAAAGUAAAACCGAGCAAUCGAUUGGAAUAGGAAAAUCAGAGUUGUAGAUCAACCUAUGGGUAGAUACAAAUAAUAAGAAAAUGUGAGUGUGCCCCGGACGCAUUUUCGAUUUUCCAAAUGCGAAUUUAGGUUAAAAGUGGAAAAAUGAACAUAAUUUCUGGUUUGUUGUAAAUUCGCGUAGUAAUAUGCAGUGAUGACAAAUUAAUUUUAUAUGUUUAAGGGUCGCGUUAAAUUGACCGUCUCGCUUUACCACAUACAUACGAAAUAAACGAGAAUUUUUAAGUCUGUCAGGAAUACAGGAAUACAUAAGAACUAGAGGAUGUAGCGGAGGGAAAAUUUAAAAGAAAGAAUAUAUUGAACAUGUUAGAAGAAAAACCGAUAAGAUAGUCAAACAUAAAAUAGUAUAAAUUUAAGCCGGGGACCGGUAAGCUGUAGAAAAAGCGGCUAGAAAUAUUGUAAGGAUGAUUUUGAGAGCAUGUGGUGUCAAUGAGGAAACGAUGAUCGAUAAAAGAAUGUGGAACGUGAGAGUGAGAAAAGGUCGUAAUCCGUUUAAAAUGUCGCUUUUAAAAUUAUAUUUUCCCCGCCGUUAUGUAUACCGACAAAAUGACCGUGGAAAGGCGUAUCUUCCGUAAACCUAUAUACUUUUGGGUUUCUCUCAGUGACACACAUAAUAAUUUCUAGAAUAGACAUGUGCAUGGACUGCAUUGGGCGCAUCGCAUCACGCGCGUUCUUCCGAUAUACCCGGUACAUAAUUAUUACUAUUACAAUAAUAAAUUUACGUGCCGAGUGUGAUCGUACGCUGGGUACAUUGACGAACCGCGUUACGAUAAUAUAAUGCAUUUCCUAAAACUUAUGAUUACAUUGCGUAUACGCCUCAGCCGGUAUAACCGUGGUCAUAGGUAAAGGAUGAUCGACUAAUACUUGAAAAAAGCGAACAUAUUUUUACAACAAUCAGCGUUCAGUCAUAUCAGUUGCCAAUAUUAAUUAAUGUUCAAUUUAGUUUCAUAAAAUUGUUGUCAAUACACCAUCGAAGUACUUUUUUUGCUCAUCAAAAAUCGACUUUAAAAAUAUUCUCACGCUGUCACGCUAAAUUAAAAUCACUUAGGGGCAAUUCACAUUUGGGCUUUUUCGAAAGUUUACCGUUUUAGCGUUAACUGGUCACAGAUAAGAAUGAUAAAAAACAAAAACUUAUUGUAUUCUACAGUAAGUUUCUAAUGAAAAAAAUUAUUUUCAAACGCAUAUUUUGAACAUAAGAAUAGACACUACACACAACUAUUUCCCAUUUAAACAAAAAACAAUCUUUAAUCUACACAAUGGUUGGAUUUUAAAUGUCAAAAUAUUCGGCAUUGAUUCUAAAAUAUGAAUUAUUUCCACUUUUCGAGCUUAAUUGUAUUAUCAAAAACAAUAGAGCGCUAAAAGAUAUAGUUAGGUAGAUAAAAGAUUUACAAAUCGCCAAACUCCGGGAUACUGUAGAUUAAAAUAAAUAUAAAAUAAUAAUUGUGAUAAUAUUUCGCAACGAAACAAACGACCGAUAGAGUAAUAGUUUGUUUAAGCAAUUUCUAAUUAAAACAUUCCGCAUAGUCACCGGAAUACCUAAAGGUCGCUGUAAUAGCUGUUAAAAUAUGUUACAGGGUGUACAAUAUGAAAUAUUAUUAUCAGUAACUGCCGUCUGGCCGGAGGUAUUUAUUGUGCGAACCCGUGGGGACAAAUUUAACCGCGAAACUUCCCGGGACGUUAUUAAUCUUUUCGACGCGUGACGGGUCGAAUUGUAAAACGACCAAGUGUAAAACCGACAUUCAGGUAUACUGGACUCGGACAAUGACAUUUGUGCAAAAGAAAAAAGAAUACCUACUAACUUACCGUUUAUACAGUCACUGCUCCACGUACAAUUUGUUGUUAAUUUUUUUUUUUUUAAAUAACUAUAUAAGUACCAAUACUUAUAUAAAAAAAAGAGCUAAUACUGAGGACGAGCGUGUAAUACUGUUAUAGGUGGGAAGUUAGGAAAAUAGGAUACACAAAGUUCUUUAGAUUAUAUCUGUAAGCAACGGAAAACAAUUGCUAACAAAAAACGAUUCUGAGUGAAGUUCGGUUAUACAUAUUUUGAAUGCCCGUAAAAUUUACGAUUUUCGUCAAAAUUUAAUAUUAACUCUUAUAAAAAAAACAACAUUACACUGAAUUUUAUUUUUAUUUACAAUGUAAUUACCUCCUGUAAAAUGUUCAAGCAUUUUUGUUUAGUCUGACAAUUUAAUUACUUUUAGUGCUUACACAAUAAAAAUUACAUAAACAACUCACAAAAUUAAAACGUUUAUAAAUAGUUCAAAAGUGACUCAAAUAUGUUGAAAAUUUAACCACGUCUAGAAAAGGCAAAUAUAAGUUUUUUGUCAAGUUGUCAAGUCUCAAUAUUUUAAACUGAAUUACAACAAAAAAAAAACAAAAUUGAAAACAAUAAAAGUGUUAUAUUCGUAAAUUUCCCCGUUAUUUUUACGUUUUGUUUUGAUGUUACUAAAUUAUUAAAAUAAACUACAAAGGAAAUCAAAAAACAACUUUCUUACUGACUAACUAACUAACUACUUACUUACUAACAUAAUAAUAAAAAAAAAAGGUUUCUUGUUAAUCUUCUAUUGAAACUAUAUUUCUGGUAGAAAACAUAAGCCGUACAUUUUUAAAAUAAAGGAAUCAUAACGCCGUAAAUCAAUCAGUUUUCCGGUCAUAAGGGUGAGAUUUCGAAAACAUUAUAAGUUAGAUCAUUAAAAACCAAAAAUCGAAUUUAUUCAAAAAUCUCGGUAAACACUAUAGUUGAUUCCUAAUAUAUAAAAAAAAAAUCUUUCUGUAUAACUUGCAAAGUAUAAACAGGAAAUUUAAAAACUUUUAAACAACAUUAGUUUUCUGAUGACAGCGUCCGUAACUAGUUGACUGUAUAAACCGCGAACACCUGUGGACCGUGAUUUUCCGGCCGGUGUACUUUUCCAUUGAAAGGAGUGUUGGUAUAUUGUCUCGCUGGAUCGGAACGAAACUUGUGUCCUGGUGAAUACUUUAUACGUACUAUACAGAGUGUAUCAUUCGAUAUUUUCUACUAUAUAUUUUGUUUUUGCAUAUUUGUGGAUUUUUGUCUUAUCUAAAUAUUAUGCAUUUUAAAACGCACAAAUAGUUAUGUUGAUCAUUAUAUUUUUUAAACGUUUAAGGUUAUUAUAAACUAGAAUAGGAUAAUAAUUAGAUAAUAUUAUUUGAUAUUUGCAUAUUAUACUUCCUACACGAUAUAAUAUAAUAUAUAACUGUAUAAUUUCUUGUACUCAGAAAGAUAUGAAAUUAAAAUUAAUAAUCCUUAGGUAUUUAAAAAUAAACGAUACUUAAAAAUUGUUUGUACAUAUUAUAUUUUUACGAAUAUGUAUCAUGUGCCGUUAUAAAUAAUAUUAGAACGAUGAUAAUUAUAAUAAAAAUGCAAAAACACAAUAACUGACUACGAAAAUAAGAGUAGUGCAUUAACCGUAACACUCUGUAUAUGAAAGUACGUCUUCCUGUGUUAAUAUUAAGAACAAUAGUAAUAAUAAUUUGAAAUGUAUAAAGGAAAAUGUGCACUUACAAAACGAUAUCACCACAGCGAAGCAGGUGCUCGUCAAUUCAUUCUACUCAGCGUACAUAAAUUAAAACAAAGAAGUAAUGUGCUUGGUUAAACUUCAUCGUUCUUCCAUACGAAAAACGGACAUAAACAGAAAAUACAAGAGUCUUCGAACAUAUAACUCCGAUGUCAUAGACGGAAAUUAUGGGAGACUCAGUUCCCCAACAAUAUUUCCAAGCUCCCCAUCCAAGCCGCGAAGGUUUUAGUUUUUUCGUAACGCUUCUUAAUUAACUUGUCAAACAUACAUAUUUCGCAAGAAUUUAUUUUUAUUAAUAUUUCACAAAAUUUUUUUUUGAUAGUGAUAAAUUGAUAACAAAUAUAGCUUUAUGUUGGUUUUAAAAAUUAAACAUACCUACAUAUUUGGUGUCACAGCUUAAAAAGGUAAGCAGUAAGUUACAACGUAAAAUAUUUAUAAUUUUGUUGACACCUCAAUGGUUAGGGUAAAAAUUGGUAAGAAAAUACCAAGCACUUCCCAUAGAUGUGACUAUAAAUAUCCACCAAUAUCCGGUGUUCCGUUUUAAAAUCUAAGUGAGGUUAAUAUUAGUUUCACUAUUGAUUUUCCAUCCGAUGUUAAAUACUUUGUUGUAAAACUAAAAAAUCACACCGAUAAAGCAAAAUAUUUUCCUUGUCUAUUUUAUUUAGAUUUAAAAAAAAAUUAUAAAAUCUGAUUGAGCUCUAAUCAGAACCGCUGUUUGUUAGAAUGAUUUAUAACGUUUCUUAGUAAUGGUAAUAACAGUAAUAUAAAUUAAAUUACACAUAUUGUAUCUAAUAUUCAUACUCCCUAAUCCCCCGCUAAAUCAGUAGCUUAUACAUGGUGCGAAUUUUGUCCGACUUUUUUUUAUACAUUUUACGUAAGUCUAUGCUUACAAUUUUGCAAUAUUAAACAUUUACAAUGGUUUUUUUUUCCAAUCCAAAAACAUAGUUGUCGAGCCCCAAACCAUCUGAGGGUUUUUUUUUUGGACAUACCUACGCAGCUAUGUAUAUUAUAGAAUUAGCUGUGGCAAAAAAACGGCCACGGCAGUGGUACAAAAUUACGAGAAGGUUCAAAAGUAUUAUAAAAUAAAACAAAAUGUGUUCUCUUAGGGGCCAUGUCCAACAACCCGGUGACCUUGCCACCAUCGUAUAUCGCCAAGUAUAACAGGUUUGUAGACAACCUCCUCGGCCGGAUCAACAAGAUAUUGAGGAAGAACUAUGACCCGGUCAAUGUGCGACUCCAGACGCCCACGCAGACAGCCGACAAUAAGAAGAAAGUGACCACUCAGAAACCCAAGACCAACAAGAAUAAAAUCGAGUCCCGAGAAGGGUAAAUAUAAUUAAAUCGUCCGAAAUAACUCUUAAUAUUAAAUUUUAACCGUCGUAAUACGCACUAUAUGGUGUUACAAUAGUAUAAUCGAAUAGCUGCCAGUAAUACUAUACAGUAUAAGGUACUUAUUGUUUUAACCUGCCAGACAUCGGACGUUAUUAGAAUGCAUGUACGUGUAUACUGUUAUUUGUUAUUGUACGUGUACACUCGCAUACCAUCAUUAACACAACCGUUAUUGGAUUAAAAAAAUGUUUGACACAUAGGUCUAUCCGGCAGUGGUUCUCAACUCAGGGAGAGGAAUCGAGGUUAUGUAAUAGUAUUGUAUAAUAUUAUGGUAGUGAUGAAAUUACGAAAAAUGCAUCUUAUAUUUUAUGAUAAUAUUAAUGUAAAUUGGGCAAUUGGGCCUCAAAAAAAAAAAAAAAAAAAUGUUUAUUUUUUUCGUAAACAUAUCCUUAAAAAGUGAACAAGAAAUGGAAAAAUGUUUCGUUUUUAAAGUAUCUGUUACGAAUUAAAAUAAAAAUUAUCUUUGUGUCAAAAUCCGGCCCAAGUAAUGUGUUAAUUACAUUAUUAGAUUCUGAGUACAAUGAAGGAGCUAUUAGUUAGACUAAAAUGUAAUGUUUUUUUUUGAAAACAUUGUUUAGAUCAGUAAAAAUUCUUCAAAUUAUUCGCAUCGAACUGUAAAAUAAAUGGAUUUUUUGUCCGGUGGUAUUUUAUUUGAAACAAAUAUUUAUUAAAUUCCAAUAAUUUUUCUAAGAAAAUUAAAAAAUUGACAUACAUACAACAACGAUACAUCGGUCACAUUUGUAUUGAUUUCUGAGUUACUCGAGUUACAAUGAAGGUAACCAUAAAACUAAAAUUACUAAAACGCUAACACUACUUUGCACAGAAUAAUGUUUGAUUGCAUUGAUUUAUCGUUGCUUUCGGUACAAAUUAAAUACCCUACAAUCUUACCCUUUAAAGUUCUCACCCACCACAAUGGCCCAAACUCAUAAAGCGAAUUACGUCCAACUUUUUUUUAAAUUUAAAUUAUUUAUUACGAGUGUAUUUAUUUAUUUAUUUAUAUUCUAAUACGCGUACUUUAUUUCCGUAUAAAAUUCGUUUAAAUAUUCAAAACGUAUAAAUCUAAAAUAUAACGCCACUUCCACGCUAAUGAAAAUUCCUUUUGACUUCACAUAAUAAUAUUAUAAUAUAAUUACCGUCUUCGUCUUUGAUUUCGCACAAAUAUUACAUUCUGUAAUGGUAAUGCUAUCGUCAUAAAUAUUACGUAAACAACUAUAAUUUCUUCUCCGUAUCUAUCUUUGUUCAAACACGGUUAAAAUACCGUACUAUCGAAUAUCAAUAUCGAUCGGGAAUACGAGAACUCGUCAAUUAACAUUCCCGAAGACAACGAGUACAUGAAGAUAUUGUUCUGUCAUACCUGAACAAUAAUAGAAUGUAUAGUUAAGUAUUUUAAACCGUUUUAAUAGUUUAAUAUGAAAAGGAUACUUAAUAGUAAUCAAUUGAAUAAUUACACGGGAAAAACGUAAAAUGUAUCAACACAACGUGAUAAAAAUGUAAGAACAACGGACAAAAGCGAUAUAGUUAAUCGUCAUUUUUUUUUUUAUUUAAACAAGUGUGAAAGAAAUUAUCGAACAACAAUAUAUUUAUUUGCAUUACCUUAUAGUAUAUCUCCUGGUAUUUUUGAGUUCUGAAACUUACAAAUGUCAACAUUGAAAAUUUUGACUGUUGAAAUAUUGACUAUUAUUGUUUAAUUGGAGGUAUAAACACACUAUCGAAUAGUGUAAAAAACAAAGAGAAUUUUCGAAUUUUCCCCGAAAAUAGAAACAAUGUAUCACAUUGUUUCUACUAGGCGCUCCUUUUGGACACUUUUAACGGCUACCUUUGGACCAAAUCAUAAUCUCAAACUCGGAAAUUAGAAUUGAUUUGCUUAUAGUCGGAUUGGAAUGAUAAAAAUUGGGUUGAAUUUGACCAUGCUGUUGCGGGAAAACUGUGUUUUUCAGCUUUGAACACCCGGAAUCCACGCUUCCCCGAAACGAUAUCAGAGAAAUUGCAUGUUUUUAUAUAUAUGGCGUUUUGGAGAUUUCGACUAUCAAUCCCCACCUUUUACCGUUUUUAUAUUCAAAUUUCACAAUUAUUUGAAAGUAGCUUAAUAUUGUUGUAAGUAUAGUACAUAGUAAUAUAGUACUGUGUUCUAAUAUGUGUAAAUUCGGUUUCCAUUGUUGUUUUCCGUGAAAAUGACUAUAAUUCAAAAUAUAUGGGGGAAAUUUGACUAGUGGCGGAACUUCACUACUCACUGAUAUUUGUAUUAUGACGUUAACAGUGUUCCGUAUACCUAUACCACUACCUAUUAAAUAUUAUAUAUAUAUAUAUAUAUAUAUAUAUAUAUAUAUAUAUAUAUUAUAUUACUGCAAUAUUGCCUUUUUCGACAGAAUAAUUUCCGGAAAAAACCCAAAGUUCUUACGAGAGAGAGUUUAUUACAUUUUUUCAGUGCGCAAUAGUAUCGUUGCAACAUUAUAAAAAGUUCGUUCGCAAUAAUAUUAUUUUCGUCAACACAAAAACAAUAUCAAAGUCAGCAGACCCGUGAAGCACCCGAUAAUUCAAGCGGAACUUUUUGUUUAACCGAAACGGAGAUACAAUAUUUUUGAUCUUGUUUGGCAAAGUUUUUAUGAUAGGUCCGUAUUCCCCCCCUUUGAAAAGACAAAACAAAAAAAAAAAUAGAUAAAAAGCCACAAAAUAUUAUACUGUAUAUAAGUUAGUAGACAGUUAGUUAGUAGGCACUCGUUUAAUAUGUAAUAAUAUGUUACAUUCGAUUACCAGUCUAUUCGAAAAGAAGAAUUGAAAUACCCUUAUUAGAUGUACAGUACUUAAUACUUAUUAAAUACAGUGGGAAUCUUUUAUUACGAACCUGCAAUUAUCUAUGGAGAUUUUGAUUUUCGUCAUACAUUAUAAUAUACUCGUAAUAUCGUUUAACGAUCAAAAUUCAAAGCUGUAUAGUUCAAUUGUAUAUUAAAAACGUCAAAAAGUCCAACCCGUGAUUAGUUUUAAACUCCGUUUCGAAAACCGAAUACUUUUCUAAGAAUGUCAAUAGACGCCAUAACCGAAUUUUUAGAGAACUAUUCUCUUUUAGAAUGUGAGAUUCAAAAUGUUGGUUAUUAUUUAAAAAUCAAAAAUUGAUUUAUAAGUUUAUGAUUAGGGUGAAAUUUUCGAAAACACUGUAAAUGAUUAUUAAAUGUUUUUAUGAUCAUUUAUGGAACAAAAUCAAUGACAAUUUAGUCAAAAUUUUUAUUGAUAGUCUUUAAAUCUUAGAUAAAUCUUUAUGGAAGUCGCUGGUUCAUGAUGAAGUAAUUAUUGCAGCCCUGUAUUUUUUAUGUACCGUGUUAAUAAAUAUCCAUACACCAAGAAGUUAAAACUAGUUUAAAUAAUUUUAGUUUCUCAUUUGAAAACAUAAAUAUGGCAUACGUUGUUCGAAAACCUAUACCAUUUCUGUUCUUAGAUACUGACUCCAAAAAAUAAAAAAGUUCGUUUAUCUUUAAUUUUCAAUAUAGUUUCUAUAUUAUCUUACCAUCAUUGAUGAUGUAACUUUUGUGGUUAUUCUUGCGGUUUAUGUUAGUUGAACUCAAGGUUUAUGGAUUAUAUAGGUUAUAUAUUAUAUUAUAAUCUAAAAACAUUGGGUUAAACUUUAACCAUAAAACUAUUUUUUUAUAACAAUUCAACUUGUUAACCAGUGUCCAGUUGUAGUGUGUAAAAGUGUCCCAUUGUCAUUUGUAAUAUGUUUUUAAACAUUACUCAGUGGGCUACACUGGGCUUUGAAACGCGGACGGAUCAUGAUUAACAUGAUUAAAUAUUCAAAACGACAAAUUCAGUAUAACACUGAUAACGAAAUUACAGAGAUUAUUAUCUCAUGCGAAUUGGAACCAAUCGGAGAACAGGAUUGGCAUAGGGUUUCUUAAAGAUGUGGGUACAUUAUGUUUAUAAAUGUCCUAACCCAUCCAACUAGGCAUAUUAUUAUCAAAACAUUCAAACCACAUUAGGUAUUUUAUAAUAUUACCAAAGGUAUUGAAUAUAUAAAUACGGCAUACCAUUAAAUUAUGGUUCCUCUAGGGAAUCCUCUCUCCGUUUCUGUUUUCUCUGUGUGUCAACAGUUAUAGUUAUUUACGGCAUUGCUGCCUACUCUACUUUGCUGACGACUUUACGCUUUAUGCGCGUGUCUAUUUGAUUAAUGACUGCUUAAAAUUACAGAACGACUUCAUAAGGUUUUUGAUUGGUUUGGAAAAUUAGGACAGUCUCUUAAUCUCUCCAAAUGAAAACUAAUAUCUUUUUUUAGACUUCGCUCAAUUGUCUACUUUUAUAUCAACUUGAUGAAACUUAUAUUAUACAUGUUUUUGAUGGCGUUAUGGAUCUUGGUUUUAUAUUCAAUAGUAAACUCGAUUCUGGAUCUCAUAUUGAGUGUAUAUGUUGCAAAGCUCUUAAAACUCUUAGUUUCAUUAUGAGAUUGGCAUGCGAUUUCCAAUUAGGACUAUGGGUUAAGUCUCUUUUUUCUACUAUUAUGCGUUUUUUUAACAAUUUGAGUAAUGCAUUUGUAAAAUGUAUAAUUCAUCAAUUAUUGUUACUCGUGAACUUGCUAGAUUUUAUUAAGGUCUUUUGCGCGUUUAUUUAUUUAAAAAAAACAUAAUAAAAUAUCUAUGAAUAUUACACAAGACAACUACGGUACCAGAUCGUGAGCUUCGAAUUUUUCAACCUUAGAUUUGGGGCCUUACGUUCGAAAAAAUAUUUGAACUAUAAUAAUACAAUAUAACAUGGAAAUAUUAAAAUGUUCGUCCGAGGCAGUGAUAGCGACUUUGUCUGACGAAUUAUUUACGUAUACUUAACAUUAAACAUGUUGCUGUAAAUUAGAGAUUUUAAAUAGGUAUCUAUUAUACAUGUAAAUACAGAAUAAAACACCCGCGACUGUUUUUCAAUGACCUACAACGUCAACUUGGGCAACCUAGGUGAUAAAACGCCCCGAUUCCCUUUCAACGCGUAAAGGUGAUAAAACCGCACUGUUUCGAUUUUUGUACGGUAUCGAACUCGCGCUAUCCCAACUAAUAACCUAACAUACUAAACGGUGCAAUAGUAAUAAUCGUUGUACGGUUUGUUCGAAGCGACCGGCAGGCGGAUCUGUCCGAGCGGGCGAAGAACGGCACCGUUCCGGCCGUGGCCGGUGCGGCCAACAACGGCACCGCGGUGACCAGAGGACAGCGCAAGCACCACAAACACGGCAGAAAAUCGCGGGCGCAGAACAACAAAAACAAAGCGGGGACCAACAACAAGGGCAAGGUAAGCGUCGGGAGGGACGGUAAACUCCUACGGAAUUAGGUAAUCUCCUACAUUGACAUAGUGUUAACUCCUACAAAUGACGGUGUUUACUCCUACACUAGACGGUUGUAAAGUUGUAAAAAGUGAAAUCAGGUAUUUUAAAAUAAAUAAAAAUUAGUCAUAAACUACAAAAAUAAGAGGUACAUGUACAAAUAAGUGGUGAAUAAGAGGUACAUCGAGUUUACGGAAAUAUACGUUAUCGAAAUGUUCGAGAAUUUCCAAUACGAUGUUUACUAAACUGUAUUUUUCAUUUUACUAUCUCACGUUGAUAAAUCUCUACGGAUAUUUAUCCAAAAUGCAACAAAAAAGGUCUCGUAUCAUUUUUCCACUGGAGAAACUAUUUCUGGUUUAAAACGUCGCGGUGUGUUCAUUUAAAAUAAUGAAAUCGCACGUUUUUUCCCCCGGCUACAGUGCAAUUGUUAUUUUGUGCGAUUGUUAUCCUCGUUACACUAAGAAUCGAAAAUUUAAAAAGACCUGCGUAGGAGAUUACGCCGUCUGUUGUGGCAUGUAAAAUGGGACUGUGUAGGAGUUACCGCUGUGUUUUAAUUAAGGGGUAAAAAAAAAAAAAGUCAUUUUCGUAGGUGUUUACACGGAUGUUACCAACGUACAUAUGCAGUUUACAUUGUACCGCGGGUUACCGGUGUAGCCGCCCCACGGUGCGAAUUUAUCUUCGGAUUUUUAUUAUUCGCCGCGAUCGUUGCCGGACGACGCGCGUGUGGGUGUGUGACGGUAGCUUUGCGCGCGCGCCCAUUCGUCUGCGAGAAGAAAAAACACACGCGCACGCACGACUCGUUCGCGCGCGAAUUCGCAAACAAUAGAAAUACCCACUCGGAGUGAUUUGCGCGUAUAAUUUAUGUUACAGAGUGUACUUAACCUGUAAACGGUGUGCACUCAUACCGUUUGCGUGUGCACGAAACAAACAAAUAAAACGCGGGAAUUCGUGAAAGACCGUUUAAUUCCCUUCGCCAUUUUUUUUUUUUUUUUUUUCUGCGAUUUACCGUAAUUAUUAUGGCCUAGGACUUUCUGUUUGUCCGUAAUACAGCGGCUUGAUAUUUUACAGAAAAAAAAUAAAUAAAUAAUAAUAAUAAUGAUAAAAACAAUUGUGUUCACAAUCCGCAUUGUGAUAAUACCGAUAUACUGAGCAUACGCAUAAUUAUUCAAUUUUUGUUUUUUUUUUUCUUUUUUUGUCUAGAUUUAUAAUCGGUAUAAAGUUGUUUUCCGAAAGUAAAUAACGAUUGGGCCGUUGUAAUAAAAACGGUUGCCUACGAACGAUUUUUUUUUUCCAAUUUAUUCCGCGAAUUUAUUUUGAUUUCGGCCCCGUACUGCACCCCGUAUCAGCGCGUGCAAAAGCGUUCGGCUCUUUUGGGCCGGCCGUGCCUGACCACUGCGCCGGUCGGCGCACGUAAAUCGGGCCGAGUACGCCGCGUACGCCGGAAACGGAUCCCGGCGUUCGCGGUUUUCGCGCGAAAUCCUGUGCACGUGACAACGUGUUGUGUCGUUUCAGCCGGCCGCCGCCAAGCCGAACAGCCCGCCCAGGGCCAGGGCCACCAUGUACGGGCUUAGCACGCUGCGCCGGGACGGAGACGUCGGCGUGAACGUGAUGAACAGCCACACGACGGUCAAGACCAAGUUUUUCGUCGGCCCGCUCACGCUCAAGGUCGAAAAAGAGGUAAAUCCGACUUAGUGCCGAGCGAUCAAUGAACGAAUGCACACGUCACUAAAAUUUACUUUUUCUCCCUUUUCGACUCUGUCCGAAAGGGGUUUCGCUCCCUCCCCCGCAUCUAUUAUCACCGCUUUACGCGCGCUCUGAUUUUUCCGUACAACGUCUCGCCAACGUCUGCACAAAGACUUGUGUCCAAACCACGGGUGGAAAACGUUUUCAAUAUUUUCGUUUUCGUUGUUACGAGCAUUACGUGUUUGAUAAAAGUCUUUAAAAACGUUUUCGUUAUUUUUCUCUGGAGUUUAUGAUAAAAAUAUUGAAUAUGGAAUAAAUAUUUUAAUUAUUACAUUAUAAUUUUUUUAAAAUGUAUAAUUUUAUAAUAUUAAUCAUUUCAUAAUAUAUAAAUUACAUAAUACAUUUUGUAAACAUUAACAGUUUGUUGGGUUUAUAACAUAAUAGCCAAUAAGUUACUUAUGAACAACAUGCGGAGUUUGGGUAACUAAAACUAUAGAAUACUAUAUGCAUUGCCGAAACCGAUAAACAAUAAACACACAGCUUUCUUUUCGUUAAUUAUCGACAAUAACAAUUGGUUAUCACUUAUCAGUUAUCAGGAUUAGGUACCUACCACUUUUGCUAUAAUAGAAUUAUUAUUAUCAAAGAGCAAUAAAACUGUUUUAUUUUUCAGUUGUUUGUGUUAUAGUAUAAUAUUAAUUUCCGGUUUGUUUUUGUAUUUAUAAUUUUUCGUUUUCGUCGUUGAUUUCGUUCGUUUAACAACGUUGUUAAAAACAUUUCUAUCCCUGAUCUAAUCUCAACUCGCCGUUAUUUUAUCUCGUCGUUUCUACAUCUCUCAAUAUGUCCCCAUACACAGGUACACAAUCUAUUCUUUCUCAUUAUCGCCAUUAUGUACCCUCCACUUUUACAGGGCAGCCCGGAUAACAAAAAAAAAAAAAAAAAAAUAAAAAAAUUACAAUAAGCGAAAACGGCGGAAAAUUAUAAAAACUAUUGACUGUUAUCUGCGGAACACCCGGACGAACUUCGUUCUAUCAACCCACGGAAAUCGGUAAUAACUACGGUAUGGUACGCAAUACGAUACCUUACACGGUGUACGGUACGAAUAACAUUAUUAUCGUAAGAGGAUUUGCCGUUUUACGCGCGCAGUUCUCUCUAUUAUCUAUCUUCCGCGUUUUAUUCUUUUGUACUGUUAUUACUGAUUAUUAUUAUACUGGUCCGGUUCACACGCCUGUUGUAGACGGUCUUUUGUUACGACGGCUUUUCGCGAAUGGGUAGUCGUAUUGCGAGUUUUCACCGUUUUACCGGCCGGACCGUGCUCCCUUCCGUAUUCCGAUUUUACACGCACACUUUAUUUAUACGGUUUUUUUUAGAAUGUUCUUUUAUCGUGUCUCGUAAAAAAUAAUAAUACAGGUACUUAUAGUUUUGUUGAAAAACGAAUAAAAUAUUUUUGUGGACACGCCGUCAAAAGAUUUCGCCGCCGUCGUAUUUUCAAACUUUCAUUACCGAUAACAUUAUAUUUGUUUAGUAUUCUAUACACGGCGUGAUAUCCAUUAAUAUUGUGUGCCUGUAAGGUAUAAAAAUUGCUGAAAAACGUUGUGGAAUAUGCGUAAUUUAACUAUCUCUUUAACUAUUUUUUUUUUCACUCGAAAAAUGUGUUAUCCCGUGAAAUUAAACAACGCGAUUUAUAACGUUGCUUCUAAAAAUUAUAAAAGACACUUUUUAAUUUAUAAAAUAUAAUUAUUGUCAAAGUGGAUAGGUACGUCAACCCAUAUUUUAAAGCGGUAUAGAUAGAUUUUUUAAUAUUCACUGGUCAAAUGGUUCAAUUCAAUAAAUCAGCCUUGUGCCAUGGUAACCCAAAAAUCAACAACAACAAAAAAAGGACCAAGAGCCUAGGGCAGGGGUUGGGAACCUUCGGCUUUUUCGAAAACAUAUCAAAAUUUAAGACGUAAUGAAAUUGCUUAAUAAAAUAUAUUUAUCGUUUUUUUGUACUAUGGUAUGAUUUUUUUAUCUUAGCAACUGCGACUCUUUAAAAAUUAUGAUUUAAAAAAUUGCUCAUUUACACGAAAAGGUUCCCAACCCUUGGCCUAGGGGGGUACUUCUGAAAAUGUUGAUAGUACGAUAGUUCAAGUAAAGUACCAACGGUAAGAAAUUUCGCAUCUUUUGAGAUAGGUUCUGCAUGAAAAAAUUUGAGUAAUUUUCUAAGAACAUUUUAGAAAUUUCGAAAAAUAUUUCACUUAAAACACCGUUAGCAUCGUUUAAAGUAUAGCACAAACAAAUCUGAGCACUUUUUACUAACCAUAAAAGUGGUUUUCUUUAAACUAAGCAAAAAACGCAUCUUUUUAAAAUCCUUUUCUAGGGCAGAGCUUUUAAACUUUUUUUUUUUAUAAAAAAUAUCAUUAUUGGACAAAUACAAUAAUAUAAUAAUGUGGGAUAGUGUAAUAUCGUAAAAAAAAGAAAAGUAUUUUUCCAAUGGAGGAGUAAGUGGCAUAAAUUGAUAUUGUGUAAAAGUAAACCGUCAUGAUUAAUUAUCGGUACCUAUUAAGGGCGAUUUAGUUUUUAAUAGGGGACAAAUAUCAUAAUAACCUAUUGCUCGCAGCCUCGAUUUCGUCGCAAUAUUAUGGUCGUUUCUUUCUUUCAGUUCGGAAAACAUAUCGUUGUCUGCUAUACUGGCAAUAAGCGACAGUGUUUUUAUAGGUCGUGCAUAUCGCAGUUUUUGCAAAAGCCAAGUAUCAUAAAAACACUCGAUUAUAACACAAUUAUUUAUUAUAAGUUUCGAAUAUCGCUAAACGGGUGGGUACUUACUCGAGAAAACAUUAUUAGGGAGGAACAAAUGGACAAAUCUUGAGAAAUUUUCCGUGGCUUCACACGACUUCGGUACGAUAAAUUACGAGCGCCGGAUCUGAUCCUAUUGGGAUCGUAAAUCUAAACGCCUCGGCUCGCCUCGGGUGGCGAUGAAGUGCGCGUUUUCGUUAAGAGUCCAUUUCGAGUCAGUGUUAGUGCGCUUAUGAAGACAUAUAAAAUAUAGCAUAUUAAACUAAAUACUAAUACACACGAAAUAUGCUGACGAAAGGUAUGAAAAAAAAGGUUCGGUUUUUGUUUCCGCCAAAUCAUUUUCGUUUAAACCGAAUUAUAUAGUUUCAAAACCAUUUUGAUUUAUCUAAGGGCGAACCCGUGAAAGCACAGGUUCACGUUGACCACAAACAAUUUUUCUUUUCUGUAUUUACGUAUUUCAUUCCGUCAAAUACGUAGAUGUUCUGUAUUAAUUUUCAGUUGUAUAGGUAACGAUUAUGAUUCACAAUAUUAAAAUUUAAAACUGUUGCGUACACAAAACAUUGAACCGUAAAUGGUGUUCGAUUCGUACGAAAAACUUAAUUCGAGUUGUAAGAGAAUAUGAUUAAUAAUUGUAUCUGUAUAUUCAUCACAUAAUUAUGUGACAAGGGGUUCUCGUGACGAUUUAUUCGCGGAGUUUCGUUCGAAAAAGGGUUAAUGUGCAUGCAUAACAAUAUGACAAAGUCACACGAAACUAAACAAUAUUAAUUCAUAACACUUUAAAUAAUUAUUUGUCUUAUUAUAUGUUUAAACGUACCUACUGUCACGUAGGUAAUACGGUUUAUGUGAAAAUGGCCUUUUGUCGCGUCAUAUUUGUUCAUAUAAAACUACCUAUACUGAAAUACCGAUCGCAAUGUUAUACGAUGAAAGGUUAGGUUAGGUAUCCAAGUCUGUGGUGUAUAGCCGGUACAUAUUAUGGGCAAAAUAAUUUUUGUUUCUCGUAAAAAAAAAAUAAAUUGUCAACGGUCCAUAUGUCCCCACUUCCUUUUCGAUCCUUCGUUCCUGUGUGUGUCGUAUGAUGUUCUGCCUGUAAUUUUGUAAGGCGCCAACACACGUUAUGCUAAUUCUGCAAUAUUUAUUUUUCCGGUCGCAGUUCGGACGGGGUGCCAAAAAGGAGCUGAGAUCGGCGACCGCCACCACCGGAGAGCUGAUCGGCCGUCUCAACUUGCGAGUGCUGACCGGCGGCGCGGCCACGCUGCACUCGAUCCGCGUGCACCAGCCGAAACAAGUACACGACAAUGUUUUCCAACAAAACACAAUAUUAUUGUUAUUACUAUCGUUAACAUCGUAUCGUCGAGAUACCCGCACGUGUUACGCCGUCUUACCGAACGCGCGACAACAAAUUCGCGUUCGGCGGAGACAACAUUUGCGCUGUUAGUUUCAAUAACACGUGCGUUGCGGCGAAUCGAACAUUACAAUCCGUGCGACGUCGGCGCUGUUUUCACGUCACAGUUUCAAUAACGUUCGCGCGUUACUUGAAAAACGGAAACGCCGAGAAAAAAAAAAGCAAAAACCCGGCGCCGAAGUCGCGCGGGUGACCGUUGAACGUGACGGAUAAGUCGGUUCGCUGCGACGUGCGCCGGUGCCGGCCGUAUCCGCCAAACAGUCUCGGCCGCCGGACGGACCGUUCGCCGAGUCGUACGCGUUUGUUUGGCGGAUACGGCCGGGUAUCGCGCGUCCUCUUGUUUACCCGCGUAGUAAUUGGCGGACGCUAACAAUCGCUUUUCGAGAGGCCGGAGGGGGGGGGGGCCCGGAACUGUACGCUCGACGGGUCGCGCGCCCUGGAAAUAACGCCGUACCGAUGUUGUUGCGCUUACCACACCGGACGACGGCGAGGGUCGCGCGAUUGCAAAGCCGGCCGUACAACAUCGGUGCGUGCAUCUCGCCGCGGCGUACGCACACGUACGCGUAUGCGUACUGCGACGCGCUCCCCGGCAUCGCGUCGGACGAUGUACCGCCGUCGUCCGCGAUUGGCGGGCACACCGAAACGAAAUUAUUCCCGUGCCCGUUAACGGGCGCGCGGGCGCGGUCGUCGAAAACCGGCCGACCGUUGUGUAGAGGCGAACGUUUCGCGCGCCGCACGUCCCGCCCGCAGUUGUCGCCGGCACGCGAAUUCCGCCGGAACGGACGGGUCGCGACGCAAGCCCCGAACGUGUACAAUAACAGUAACAACAACGUUGGGCAUUUUGCGUAAAGCGCGCGGCCGCGUAUUUCCCGGCGACCCGUCCCGCGGGAGCCCGAGCGGACCGCAGACGCUCCUCGCCACCGGGACCACGCGCGCAGUAAUACUACGACAAUAACCGUUGUCAUUGUAAUCGUUAUGGGUUCCGGCGCGCGCGUACCUCACGGUAUUAUUGCGGUGCGGACAGCGCGGUCCCCCGCGUUAUUAUUAUUAUUCUUUUGCCGGUGUGCCGCGUGCACAAAAGAACGGCCCGGGAACGGUCGGCGUACGAGAAAAAACGCGCCCGCAGGGAGGGACCUCCUCUCUUAUUUGUUUUCCUUUUUUUUUUUUUUUUUUUACCCACCAACAAACGGCACGCGGUUCGCGAGAAAAUAACGAACGACGGCGGCGGCGGUGCCGAACGACAUUUACGUUUUUGUAUGUUUUGCGUUUCGCACCGCGGUAGACGUGCCGUCCGUGUCCGCGCGCGUUCGUUUCGUACGUUUACCGUUAUUCGCGAUGCUGUGACACGACGGUCGCGCCCGGAACAGUGCAGGAGAGUCCUCGACGCGGCGGCGGCGCGGGGGAUCGACGAUGAACUUUUUUUUCCUAACGGUCCGAAAAAUAUAUAUAUAUAAAAAAAAAAAAAACCAAUCGUCAUCGCGUAAUAUCAUUACGCCGGGUAAAUACCGUGCAAAACUGUGUUCCGUACACGGUCAUCAAUAUUAUCGUAGACGGGCGCUGUGACGAUAACCGUCCGAUGAACAACGUGAAAUACGAUUUCUAAUGUUAUUGGUCGGUACGUUAUUAUACGGGCGCGUCUGUUUUAUAAAAUUCCGUGCGUAAAAAAAAAAAAAAAAACAGAUACCUUCGCUGUGCCGUAUUCCCGAGUGUGCAAAUAAUUGACCAUCAUUAUUUAUUAAGGGACAAACGCGGCCCGAACACUUGUACCGUUUAGUCUAUCGACGUAAAUCGGUCGUUCGAGAAACGACAUAAGUCAUAAUUAUUACCGAAUUUGCGGAGAACAGGAACGAAAAACGUAAUGUUUCCUUUACAACACCCCAAACCGAAAUUAUAGUAACUUAUUUCUCUGCGGGACGCGCAUCUUAAUCCACCGUAAUCUCAUUUUGUCAAGAAUAGUGACUUAUGUUGUUUUCCGAACGACCUACUCGUGCAAUAAAACCCGUGAAAAUAUCUACAGCGACUAAAAUGGACGGCCAUCGUUUAUGCCGAAAAACUUGAUUUUCGUUUCCGCCGAAAUGGACUUUGUUUGAUUUUCGUUCCUGCCAAAUCUAUUUUUACCUAUAUAAUUAUUGUUUGAGAACCCAUAAUUAUAAUAAUGAUAAAUCUAUAACCAAAGCGGAUGUCGAACCCCGGGAAAUGAUUUUGAUUUCCACACAAACUACAAUUACACUCGUAAUAGUUUUCUUUAUUUACUUUACUUGUGCAAUAUUAAAUACGUGCCUAUUUGUUAAUACUUCAAAUGCACUCGAAGAAUAUAUACAAAAAAAAAACUAUUUCUAAAAUAAAUAAAUUUUUUUUAAAAAGUUUGCAACAAUAUUGUUCUAAAGAAUUAUUAAAAGUGUAUUAAUUUGCGUGUGUGAUUUAUGGAAUUGUUAGGGUCUUAGGGAAUUUAACUCUAAGAGCCGUGAUAAUAAUAAUAAGAACCACCACUCUGCGAUGGACCCAGGGUAGCUCUGAAUGGUUCCCAAACUACAAUUUAGGCGUGUAAAAAAAGAUUUGGCGGAAACGAUUAAUACGUGUUUUCGUACAUUGAAACGAUUAGAUUUAGCCGUACAGAGCGCACGGAAACUUGACGCCGGUCGGGCCAAGUGUUCACUAGACCUUUUCGACCGGUCCCGGAGAAACGAGUCUGAUUAGGUUGCUUUGUACAUACUAUCGCAAAAAUUUAAACCAAAGACAUUUGCCGAACGUUAAUGCUUGAACGGUUUUAGCUUCAGGUCGACAGCCAGGACGAUCACGACAAGACUAGGGAGUACAUGUGGAGACGGUCCAACAUGAUCGCGCACCUCGUGUCACAGAAGUUGACGUACGCCACCAAGUCCAUGCUGCAACCGGUACCGAAAAAGAAGACGACCACCGCAAAACCAUAACAGGUCUGUGCGUUGUACUAUCCAUACCACAGCCAUACAUAUCUGUCAUGUCUAAUAAAAUAGCUUAAACGGACAAAAAACCGCGAGUAGAAUUUUCCGCUACGGCCAAUAUUCGUUAAACAACGAUAAACAACCAUACACACCAUUGGCAGUCUCAAUUUUACAAUAUAAAGCGCGGAAAUUAAAAAGGUAUUACGCGAAAUAAUGAUGACUGAUCAAUUGCCUAUAGUUUCAAAACUCCACACUAAUGCCGCAGACGACGAGUCAGUAUACACGUGCCAACAAACAUUGUUUGUUGAAUUUCGUGUUUUUGAAAACUAAUCCGCGUAUAAUAUUGUCAUAAUAGCAUACCAUAUAUAAAUACACUGUUUCUGCUAACUCUUCCGUAGACCACAGUCCGUGUUUAUGAUUCGCCUGUAUCAGCGUUUAUAACAAUUAAAAUAUUAUAAUCGAUCGCAAAACGUUCCAAUAAUAUACGUACCUACGACUGCGAUGGCUAAAGGACAAUUGGAUGAACGGCCGCCAUCGAUACACUCGAUAAACACUUGAAAUAAUAUAAAGUGUGUAAUCCUUGCAGUUUUAUGAGAAGGCUUACACCCGCGUUUACUGCCACGGUCUAACUAACGACCAACAUAGCAAAACAAACACAAAUUAUGGCGUUUAGGUUGAAAUUACAGUUAGUUUAAAGACAAAUAACAACAUUUACAGGGGAGAAUAUUUCAUCGAGCUUUUUUUCUGAAUAAUCGUCAUACAAAAAUGUAAACACGCUAAAGUUAUAGCCAUGUAACUUUGUAGUUUGUUGCAAGUCAAUUUGUAUUUUUUUUUAAAAAAACUAUAUAAAUCCCUCGAAAAUAUUAUAUUAAAAUUUAUAUUUUAAUCUUGUUAUUUGUGUUUAAACUCAAUUUUAAUCUAAACGUCACAAUUUAUGUUCUAAGUAACGUAAUUUGCCCACAUUGUCUGGCAGAUGGACGGAUAGAGAGACUGAUACAGUAAAUGUGGGUACGGCCUUCUUUUAAUAAAAACAUAUUUAAGGAUAUGAUAUAAAUUUGUAUUUUUAUCAUUUUUCACCCAUAUUCGUCGUUAGUCUUUGUACCCCUCUAUUCUACGUAUCGUUGAUACCCGUAUAUGCAAAACGUCCAUUGUGUAGGGGUUGGGGGUUCGUAAUGUACUAUAGCAAUAUGUACUUUGUUGGUUUUUAUGUGACAUUUUGGGUACGCCGACAUUAAAGAUAACAAAACAUAAAAAACCGUUGGGUCGGUCGUGAGAUUUUUUACGAUAACGCAAUAAAAGUAAUAUUAAUACGACGUAAAAAUAAAAUGCUGUUUUAAAAAGGGUCGCACAGAUGUUCCGAAAAUUGAUUUAUUAUUUACUAUAGGCACCCGUGUACACAUUGUAAGGUGCAAUAAAAAAAAAAUUGUUUAUAAAACGCGGUUGCACAAAAUAUUGUAACUAUCACAAUCGUCGAAUGAAAAUGUUGUAAUAUUAACAAAAAAAAAAAACAUAUUUCUUUUUCAGAAAUGGAGUGUUCUACCGUACUCAAUGGCUGAUUAAAUGUUAAGAUUUUUUCAUUAUUUAUAAAUUAUUUAUUUAUUUAUUAACUAUAAUUUAUUUAUUUAUUUAUUUAUUAUAAAAUACAUACUUAUGUAUUUGAAAAUCCGUAAGACGGAAACGUGCGAGUACAAUAAAUUAUUUUCUAUACAUUUACAAA
Cinara cedri is the source of this 34960-nucleotide messenger RNA. The record is from the annotation of a GenBank genome assembly. NCBI's taxonomy places the organism in Eukaryota, Metazoa, Arthropoda, Insecta, Hemiptera, Aphididae.